Molecule: messenger RNA, 7366 nt
Organism: Rattus rattus (black rat)
Lineage: Eukaryota; Metazoa; Chordata; Mammalia; Rodentia; Muridae
Gene: Insr
Product: insulin receptor
Exons: 22
Coding region: 531-4685 (1384 amino acids)
Biological process (GO): protein autophosphorylation; positive regulation of kinase activity; glucose homeostasis
Cellular component (GO): axon; insulin receptor complex; membrane
Molecular function (GO): insulin receptor activity; insulin receptor substrate binding; phosphatidylinositol 3-kinase binding
Source: RefSeq, a predicted model, not a curated record
UCACUUGUGCGCGCAGUCCCUUCCCUGCCUUAAUCCGCGCCACCUUUUCCCUUGGCCCGCGCGGGCCCAGCUGACGGGCCGCGUUGUUUACUGGCCGGAGUCGAGCCCUAGCUCCCGCCGCCGCCACCAGCCCAGGUGCCCUCCCGUGCGCGCGUCCCUCUGUCUCAGACUCCACACAACGCGACCCACCCAGAGCUGCGCGGAGAGGAGAAACGGGAGACCCGGCCAGGGGACGCACCGCGGUGAGCUCUGGACUCUUCGAUUGCGGACACGGGACCGGGCCUGGGUGACCCGGGGUUGUAGUCUGCGGGCCGCGCCACAGUGUUGCUUGCAGCCGAGGCCUGUGUGCUCUUCCCCGGACUGUCCCCAGGGCCCUCUAGGCUGUAGAUCUGCGGCCCGUGAGCCACCGGCGUGGAAGAGAAGGACGUGCGGCCCCUAGCGCCUGCCUCUCCAGCGACCUUCUCACGGAGUAUGUCCCCAGUGGGCCGGCGUGGCGUGCUCUGAUCGCCGGGGUCCCAGCUCCUACUGCUAUGGGCUCCGGGAGAGGAUGUGAGACGACGGCGGUGCCGUUGCUGAUGGCCGUGGCCGCGUUGCUGGUGGGCACAGCCGGCCACCUGUACCCUGGAGAGGUGUGCCCGGGAAUGGACAUCCGGAACAAUCUGACCAGGCUGCAUGAGCUGGAGAACUGCUCGGUCAUUGAGGGCCAUCUGCAGAUCCUCUUGAUGUUCAAGACCAGACCCGAAGAUUUCCGAGACCUCAGUUUCCCCAAACUCAUCAUGAUCACAGACUACCUGCUUCUUUUCCGUGUCUAUGGCCUAGAAAGUCUAAAAGACCUCUUCCCAAACCUCACGGUCAUCCGAGGCUCCCGUCUCUUCUUCAACUAUGCCCUGGUCAUCUUCGAGAUGGUCCACCUGAAGGAGCUGGGUCUUUACAACCUCAUGAACAUCACCCGGGGCUCUGUCCGCAUCGAGAAGAAUAAUGAACUCUGCUACCUGGCCACUAUCGACUGGUCCCGCAUCCUGGAUUCCGUGGAGGAUAACUACAUUGUACUGAACAAAGAUGACAAUGAGGAAUGUGGGGACGUCUGUCCAGGCACAGCCAAGGGCAAGACCAACUGCCCUGCCACCGUCAUCAAUGGGCAGUUUGUGGAACGGUGCUGGACACACAGUCAUUGUCAGAAAGUUUGCCCAACCAUCUGUAAGUCACAUGGCUGCACGGCUGAAGGCCUGUGCUGUCACAAGGAGUGCCUGGGCAACUGUUCGGAACCCGAUGACCCUACCAAGUGUGUGGCCUGUCGCAACUUCUACCUGGAUGGUCAGUGUGUGGAGACCUGCCCACCACCCUACUAUCACUUCCAGGACUGGCGCUGUGUAAACUUCAGCUUCUGCCAAGACCUUCACUACAAAUGCAGGAACUCUCGGAAGCCUGGCUGUCACCAAUACGUCAUUCACAACAACAAGUGCAUCCCCGAGUGCCCGUCUGGCUAUACCAUGAAUUCCAGCAACUUGAUGUGCACCCCGUGUCUGGGACCCUGUCCUAAGGUCUGCCAAAUCCUCGAAGGCGAGAAGACCAUUGAUUCCGUGACAUCUGCCCAGGAGCUCCGAGGCUGCACUGUGAUCAAUGGCAGCCUGAUUAUCAACAUCCGCGGGGGCAACAACCUGGCAGCUGAACUAGAGGCUAACCUUGGCCUCAUUGAAGAAAUCUCAGGGUUCCUAAAGAUCCGUCGCUCCUAUGCUCUGGUGUCACUUUCUUUCUUCAGGAAGCUACAUCUGAUUCGAGGAGAGACCUUGGAAAUUGGGAACUAUUCUUUCUAUGCCUUGGACAACCAGAACCUGAGGCAGCUGUGGGACUGGAACAAGCACAACCUCACGAUCACUCAGGGCAAGCUCUUCUUCCACUACAACCCCAAACUCUGCCUGUCUGAGAUCCACAAGAUGGAGGAAGUGUCCGGAACCAAGGGCCGCCAGGAGAGGAACGACAUUGCCCUGAAGACCAACGGGGACCAGGCAUCCUGUGAAAAUGAAUUACUUAAAUUCUCUUUCAUCCGGACAUCUUUUGACAAGAUCUUGCUGAGGUGGGAGCCCUACUGGCCCCCUGACUUCCGAGAUCUCCUGGGAUUCAUGCUGUUCUACAAAGAGGCCCCUUAUCAGAACGUGACAGAGUUUGACGGGCAGGAUGCGUGUGGCUCCAACAGCUGGACUGUGGUGGAUAUUGACCCGCCCCAGAGGUCCAACGACCCUAAGUCUCAGACCCCAAGCCACCCUGGGUGGCUGAUGCGGGGCCUCAAACCCUGGACCCAGUACGCCAUCUUUGUCAAGACCUUGGUUACCUUCUCUGAUGAACGCCGGACCUAUGGAGCCAAAAGUGAUAUCAUCUAUGUGCAAACAGAUGCCACCAAUCCUUCUGUUCCCCUGGAUCCCAUAUCAGUUUCCAACUCCUCAUCUCAGAUUAUCUUAAAGUGGAAGCCCCCCUCGGACCCCAAUGGCAACAUCACACACUACCUGGUCUACUGGGAGAGGCAGGCGGAGGACAGCGAGCUGUUCGAGUUGGAUUAUUGUCUCAAAGGGCUGAAGCUCCCCUCACGGACCUGGUCCCCACCUUUUGAGUCUGACGAUUCUCAGAAGCACAAUCAGAGUGAGUAUGACGACUCAGCCAGCGAGUGCUGCUCAUGUCCUAAGACUGACUCUCAGAUCCUGAAGGAGCUGGAGGAGUCUUCAUUCAGGAAGACCUUCGAGGAUUACCUGCACAACGUGGUUUUUGUUCCCAGAAAAACCUCUUCAGGCAAUGGUGCUGAGGACACUAGGCCAUCCCGAAAGCGAAGAUCCCUUGAAGAGGUGGGCAAUGUGACAGCCACUACGCCCACACUUCCAGAUUUUCCCAACAUCUCCUCCACCAUCGCGCCCACAAGCCACGAAGAGCACAGACCAUUUGAGAAAGUAGUAAACAAGGAGUCACUUGUCAUCUCUGGCCUGAGACACUUCACUGGGUACCGCAUUGAGCUGCAGGCAUGCAAUCAGGACUCCCCAGAAGAGAGGUGCAGCGUGGCUGCCUACGUCAGUGCCCGGACCAUGCCUGAAGCUAAGGCAGAUGACAUCGUUGGCCCUGUGACCCAUGAAAUCUUUGAGAACAAUGUUGUACACUUAAUGUGGCAAGAGCCAAAGGAACCUAAUGGUCUGAUUGUGCUAUAUGAAGUGAGCUAUCGGCGAUAUGGUGAUGAGGAGCUGCACCUCUGUGUCUCCCGGAAGCAUUUUGCCCUGGAGCGGGGCUGCAGGCUUCGAGGGCUCUCCCCAGGAAACUACAGUGUUCGAGUCCGGGCUACCUCUCUGGCAGGAAAUGGCUCCUGGACAGAACCCACCUAUUUUUAUGUGACUGAUUAUUUAGAUGUCCCAUCAAAUAUUGCCAAAAUUAUCAUUGGGCCCCUCAUCUUCGUCUUCCUCUUCAGUGUCGUGAUCGGAAGUAUUUAUCUAUUCUUGAGGAAGAGGCAGCCAGAUGGGCCAAUGGGACCACUGUACGCUUCUUCAAACCCAGAGUACCUCAGUGCCAGUGAUGUCUUUCCAUCUUCCGUAUACGUUCCGGAUGAGUGGGAGGUACCUCGAGAGAAGAUCACCCUCCUCCGAGAGCUGGGGCAGGGAUCCUUCGGUAUGGUGUACGAAGGCAAUGCCAAGGAUAUCAUCAAGGGUGAGGCAGAGACCCGUGUUGCGGUGAAGACGGUCAAUGAGUCAGCCAGUCUUCGAGAACGGAUCGAGUUCCUCAAUGAGGCAUCAGUCAUGAAGGGCUUCACCUGUCAUCACGUGGUCCGCCUUCUUGGGGUGGUGUCCAAAGGCCAGCCCACAUUGGUAGUGAUGGAACUGAUGGCUCAUGGGGACCUGAAGAGUCACCUCCGUUCUCUGCGGCCGGAUGCUGAGAACAACCCAGGCCGUCCUCCCCCUACCUUGCAAGAAAUGAUUCAGAUGACAGCAGAAAUUGCCGAUGGCAUGGCAUACUUGAACGCCAAGAAGUUUGUGCACCGGGACCUGGCAGCUCGGAACUGCAUGGUUGCCCAUGAUUUUACUGUCAAAAUCGGAGACUUUGGAAUGACCAGAGACAUCUACGAGACGGAUUACUAUCGGAAAGGGGGCAAGGGGUUGCUGCCCGUGAGGUGGAUGUCACCCGAGUCCCUGAAGGACGGAGUCUUCACUGCUUCUUCCGACAUGUGGUCCUUUGGGGUGGUCCUUUGGGAAAUCACCAGCCUGGCUGAGCAACCUUACCAAGGCCUGUCUAAUGAACAGGUGUUGAAAUUUGUCAUGGAUGGAGGCUAUCUGGAUCCCCCUGAUAACUGUCCAGAGAGACUCACUGACCUGAUGCGCAUGUGCUGGCAGUUCAACCCCAAGAUGAGGCCGACCUUCCUGGAAAUCGUCAACCUGCUCAAGGACGACCUCCACCCCAGCUUUCCGGAAGUUUCCUUCUUCUACAGCGAGGAGAACAAGGCUCCCGAGAGUGAAGAGCUGGAGAUGGAGUUCGAGGACAUGGAGAAUGUCCCCUUGGAUCGUUCCUCUCACUGUCAGAGAGAAGAGGCUGGAUGCCGGGAGGGAGGGUCCUCUCUGAGCAUCAAACGGACCUAUGAUGAACACAUCCCCUACACCCACAUGAACGGGGGCAAGAAGAAUGGGCGUGUCCUCACCCUGCCGAGGUCGAACCCUUCCUAACAGCGCCUGCUCGCUCGGGGAAGGAUUCUUUUCUUUUCUUUCUUUCUUUUUAAAAACUCUUCUGUAGUUUGACUGCCUCCAGGAAACUCAGGAUUAUCAGGACUCUACCCAGAUGUGAAACUGAGCUCACAGAUAGUUCGUACACAUUUCUGUUUGUCUUUGGACCUGAAAACACACAGGUGUGGUCGCCAACCCUGCGAGCCUGUGGAGGGCUAACUGUGAACCUAGAGGGGUUGGGGUUUCCAUACUCCCUUCCCUGCCCCCACGGUAUCAAACCAAGAUUUUAUUGUUGUUGCUGGUGUUUUCCUCAUAGAUUGGAAGGAUGCACCUGUUUUUACAGAUUUUUUUUUUCUGCUAGUGUCUGAGUUAUAGUUAGUUGUCAAAGACAGACUUUAUUUAUGGAGCACAAGUCAGAAAGCAAAGAAGAAACAGACAGAAAAACAAAACAAAAACCAAACCUGACCUACAGAACCCAGUUCUGGAAUUGCGUGCUUUCGCGGGGUUGGGCUUUGAGAAGGUUUCAUUAAUCUGAGAGAAGGAGCUUAUUUUAUUUUAGUUUUGUUUUGUUUUUUUCCUCAUUCACAAAAUCAGUUCCUCAAAUUGACCAAUAGCUGCUGCUUUCAUAUUUUAUUAUUUUGGGAAAGGGUGUGUACUCCUAAGUGUGUGCUCAUCUGCACACCUGCGUGCAUUUGCGUGUGUGUUGUGUCCAGGUUAGAGAUCACAGGGUGGGGUGGGGGCUGUGUGUAUGUUACAUUUUCUCUGGACUGAUGCUUGGUGACUUGGCUCAUGAAGCGCCCGCUGCUUGGAGUGGGUGACCUCAUAUUGUCCUCUUCCUUCUUAUGAACCGAGAGCCUGUGCCCUCGAGAGAUUCUCCUCAGUCACGUCAGAACUCGCUCAGGUGUCUUCUUCCCCUUCCCUUUGGUGAUGAUUUCCAAAAACAGAGGGAUGAUUAUUUGGUCUGGAUUCAUGGAGGAUCUUUGGAAGAUCAAACAAAGGACAUGCAUGCAUGGGCACACACACACACACACAGACAGAUUCACACACAGACACACAGACAGAUACACACACAUACACACACAGACACACACACAGUAGAAGGAAGUAAGGCAACAAUUUUGAGAAUAUAUUGGUAACAUAUUUAAAGCUUAUGGGAUCUUUGACAUGAGCCUAAUAAGUUAUUAUUUCCUUGGGAGCAGGGGAAGUGGUGGGCACAUCUGCCUGUGUGGGGAGACGGGACAAUACAUGAGUGGCCUCUGUGUUCGGUCUUUGAAACACAUGUUUUUGUUUUUGUUUUUCUGGGAAUUACACCACAUUAGCUGCUAGCCCUUUAGGACUCGGUGAGUUCUUGUGGAUUUGUGGGUAACUGGAUUUUUGACUGGUUCAGAUAGUAACACUGACUGGAUGUUCCUUGCUUGGAUACACUGGUGGUUACCUGGGGCCGAGGUGGCCUUCCAGAACACCUGUGUUUGGGUUUUUCUCUGCUUGUGUACCUCACUUCUUCAAAGCCUACACUUUGCUCAAAGAUACUGAACUCAGAUCCCAAAGACCAGUGACACAGUUGGACUCUGGGAACACUAAGCAGUGUCUGAGGAGGUGCACCUUCAAAUCACUGUCGGUCUCCUCCACCUUUGGGGCAUCUGGCUGUUCUCCACACUAAACCCCACCCCACAGCUGCUCUCGGUGCCCAGAGACCUCAGCUUGGGCCAGAUGGAGCGCCUGAGUCUAUUUCUCAAGCGCUUAUGUUUCAGUCUCUCGAGACUAAAGUCUAGAGGAGAGAACAUCGGACACUUCCUUCCCACCACCAAGAACUGGUGAAGGCACACGAACUCGCAACCUCUCUGUGUCAAACCACAGCUGCUCAAGUGAGAGACAACUAUGGCAAACUCCAAACCCUCCCGGAGGUUCUUUCCUGCGUGCGUUUCCCCACAAGUAUUUGAUACCUUGAUAUCCCCUAGGAGAUACGAGAUAAAGACACACUGGCCACCCCCAAACCCUCUUGAGUCUUGGUUGAGAACACAGGAACACAUAAAUCCUAGUUGUCAAUUGCUGUCAAAUUUAUAUUAGAAAAAUUGCAGCACGCAGAAAGAUUACCAGGAAACUCAGUGAUUGGUACAAGAAGCAAGAGUUACAGUUACUUUUUCCCAAAACACUUUGUAAAUAGGAGGUCUGUGCAUCAGUGGAAGACACCUUAGGUCUGGAUAUUUUUUUGUUUGUUUGUUAUUUUUCCUUUUUACAGUAAAUUUGUAGCAAUGCUCUACUAGCAGAAAUUUUCACACCUUUCUAAUUCAAAAGGUUUUCUUAUAGUACUGGGGAAAGUAUUUAUUUUAAUAUAUAAAAUCACUCUUGAAAAAUCACUUUUGUAAAAAAAAUGGUAUGCAUGUAAAUUUUUUUUUAUCAAGGAAAAAUAAAAGCAGGUGAGUGUGGGUAUUUUCUUCUUCUCAGUACAGUCUACCUCAGUGUCUCGUCAGAACGUGUGGUUCAGUAACAGAUGCUGGGGCUUCCGGAUUCUGGCCGAAUCAUUCUCCGAGUUGGGGAGCUGUGUACCAGUUGAUUUUUGAAUGCCAUGGCUAGGAAGAAUUUUGAAGGAGAGAGUUGGGAUUAAAACAUUAGAGCCUUCCUGUGAGCCCAGAGUCUUCUUGUUGCUGAUAUCCUUCUGAGUAUAACCUCCUUUAAAAAAAAAA